AUCUCGCGGGGGAUAAGAUUUACCCUCGCUUCACCCGAGGCGACCUUUGUGCAAAAGUCCUUGACAGUGUGUGCUGGGUGCUAGCUUGAGUGUAGCAAUGAACCGGGGCACUUGACCAAGUGAAGCCAAAAAUCAACGGACGUGUGCUGCGAAGACGUCAUGGCUGCAACAUUGCGUUUACUUCGCUGCGGGUCAAGGCCAGGCACCUUUGUGACCAGUCAAAAUCUGGUGAGGUCCUUCAGUGUCUCUGCACAGAGGGGAGGAUUCAAGUAUGUGAAUGCCGAGGAGAUUCCCACAGACAUGAAGUCCAUCACAGACCGAGCUGCUCAGACGCUGCUGUGGACGGAGCUGUUCAGAGGUCUGGGCAUGACGAUGAGCUACCUGUUCAGAGAGCCCGCCACCAUCAACUACCCGUUUGAGAAGGGGCCGCUGUCGCCUCGCUUCAGGGGAGAGCACGCCCUGCGCAGGUAUCCUUCAGGAGAGGAGCGCUGUAUCGCCUGCAAGCUGUGUGAAGCCAUCUGCCCUGCCCAGGCCAUCACCAUCGAAGCCGAGACCCGCGCCGACGGCAGCAGGCGGACGACUCGCUACGACAUCGACAUGACCAAAUGCAUCUACUGCGGCUUCUGUCAGGAGGCGUGUCCUGUGGAUGCCAUUGUAGAGGGUCCUAACUUUGAGUUUUCCACGGAGACCCAUGAAGAGCUGCUCUACAACAAGGAGAAGCUCCUCAACAACGGAGACAAGUGGGAAGCAGAGAUAGCCGCCAACAUACAAGCAGAUUACCUUUAUCGAUAGUCACCACACAUCCACACGCACAUACACAGACAGUGUACAUUUAGCACAUACCAACAUAACCUCUCUGACACACACACACACACACACUGUACGUCCAUACUGUACAUAUUGUAAGAAGACAGACUCAGCUGUAACGGAUGUGCUUCAGGGUUGGAUUUGGAUUUGAUGACGGAUCCUUUGUUUCAAACAUCCCAUUCAUUGUUUGACAUGUUUCAGAUUUCUUUCCAUGGCAUUACAUAUUUAUUGUACACACACAAACAUGAGUGUAGGAUGGCGACCACUACACUGCCUGUCAGUCUGACAGCAUGGACCAGUGUUGGCUCACCAGUGGGGACCGUGUGCUUUUGUCGUCACUGUCCCCCUGGACUCAAACACGGACUGAGACAUGCUGCGACACCGACGGCAGACGUCAUCCUGCUUUAGUUUUGAUGUCACACAAGUGUACAUUAAUUAUUGUCAUUAUCUUGGGUGUAAGUGCAUAAUGUUGUGGUCGUCAUGCUGAGAUCCACCCUGUCUCAAAUAAAGUCCUGGGAGAAACA
Molecule: messenger RNA, 1331 nt
Organism: Scophthalmus maximus (turbot)
Lineage: Eukaryota; Metazoa; Chordata; Actinopteri; Pleuronectiformes; Scophthalmidae
Gene: ndufs8a
Product: NADH:ubiquinone oxidoreductase core subunit S8a
Exons: 8
Coding region: 160-792 (210 amino acids)
Biological process (GO): mitochondrial respiratory chain complex I assembly; mitochondrial electron transport, NADH to ubiquinone
Cellular component (GO): membrane
Molecular function (GO): NADH dehydrogenase activity; 4 iron, 4 sulfur cluster binding
Source: RefSeq, a predicted model, not a curated record